Messenger RNA from Dermochelys coriacea (leatherback sea turtle), 9008 nucleotides. It is a transcript of the gene ITGB6, whose product is annotated as integrin subunit beta 6. Gene Ontology annotation, biological process: cell-matrix adhesion; cell adhesion mediated by integrin; integrin-mediated signaling pathway. Gene Ontology annotation, cellular component: integrin alphav-beta6 complex; focal adhesion; cell surface. The record is from RefSeq and is a predicted model, not a curated record. The coding region runs from base 438 to 2777 and encodes 779 amino acids. The transcript has 16 exons. Lineage: Eukaryota; Metazoa; Chordata; Testudines; Dermochelyidae. Gene Ontology annotation, molecular function: integrin binding.
AAAUGGGAUUUAUACAUCUCUCCAGGUAUAGUCACCUCACUAUUUGUAUGACUUGCCAGCAUUUGAACUCAGUCAGAAAACAGUCAAAGGAAUACCAGUAUUUUAGAGUUAUUGUACACUUGAUAAAGAUCUCUUGGACAGAUUUCUCUAGGACCCAGAGAGACUGCGAGUGUUGACAAAAAACAAAACAAAACAAAAAAAAAAUCAGUACCUGAGUGAAUUUCCCCACCUUCUUAUGAUUGUGUACCUGUUUUCCUUAUAAGGAAAAUAAGGAAGUAAGAUAAAGAACAGUGUUAAGUUCCAUAACCAUGUUGAAGUUGCUUUUAUGCACAGCUCGUCGUCUUUACCUAUUCAGGUAGCUUUUGUUUUCUUUGUAUUAAUGUUCUGCCCUGGUAGUUUGGAAGUUUCUCUUCAAACCAGUCCAGAACUGAAAACGAAUGGGGAUUGUAUUGCUUUUCCUGUUCUUUCUGUUUCUGCAAAGAAAUAACAAUGUACAAGGAAAUUGUUUUCCAGGGAGUGCAGUGACUUGUGAAGAUUGUUUGUUUUCUGGACAACAGUGUGCUUGGUGUUCUCAAGAGAAUUAUACUGACUCAUCUGGAAUUCAUGGAAGGUGUGAUACUCCAGCAAAUCUUUGGUCAAAAGGAUGUCAGUCGAACUUUAUUGAAUUUCCCAUUUCUAAAGUAGAAAUUCACAAAAAUAAACCCCUUAGCAUAGGAAUCCAGAAGAAUAACUCUGAUGUCACACAGAUUUCCCCUCAAAAGUUAACUUUUAGACUGCGACCAGGAAAUGAAGAAACUAUAGAGAUCAAAGUUCGCCAGUCUGAAGAUUAUCCAGUUGAUCUCUAUUACCUCAUGGACCUUUCCGCUUCCAUGGAUGAUGAUUUGAAUACAAUAAAGGAAUUAGGCUCAACUCUUUCCAAAGAAAUGUCAAAACUAACCAGCAACUUUAGACUGGGCUUUGGGUCUUUUGUUGAAAAACCAGUUUCACCAUUCAUCAAAACUACAGCUGAAGAAAUAAACAACCCUUGCAGCAGUGUUCCACGUAAUUGCUUGCCCACCUUUGGAUACAAACAUGUUUUGCCAUUAACAAAUGAUGCUGAAAGAUUCAAUGAAAUUGUGAAAGAACAGAAAAUCUCAGCUAAUAUAGACACUCCAGAGGGAGGAUUUGAUGCAAUUAUGCAGGCAGCUGUUUGCAAGGAAAAGAUUGGGUGGAGAAAUGACUCUCUACAUCUGCUGGUGUUUGUGAGUGAUGCUGAUUCUCAUUUUGGGAUGGACAGUAAACUGGCAGGGAUUGUUAUUCCAAAUGAUGGACAUUGUCACUUGGACCACAAUAAUGAAUAUUCCAUGUCAACAGUUUUGGAGUAUCCAACAAUUGGACAACUAACAGACAAGCUUGUGCAAAAUAACGUUUUACUAAUUUUUGCUGUAACAAAGGAACAAGUUUACUUAUAUGAGAAUUAUGCCAAACUUAUUCCUGGAGCUACUGUUGGACAACUUCAGAAAGAUUCUGGAAAUAUUCUCCAAUUGAUCAUUGAUGCAUAUAAGGAGCUGCGAUCUGAAGUGGAGCUGGAGGUGUUAGGAGACACAGAAGGACUCAAUCUCUCUUUCAUGGCAAUCUGUAACAAUGGUACUAUUUUUCCGCACCAGAGGAAAUGUUCCCAUAUAAAAGUGGGAGACACAGUCUCUUUCAACAUGACAGUAAGCCUACCUUCCUGUGAGAAAAGGUGGAGGCAGAUUGUAAUAAAGCCUGUCGGCCUGAGUGAUGCCCUGGAAAUUGAUAUUCAGCUGGAAUGCAGCUGCAACUGUCAGAAAGAGGCUGAGAUGAACAGUUCCAAAUGCAGCAAAGGAAAGGGCUCUUUUGAGUGUGGAGUGUGUGCCUGCAACCCUGGCUACAUGGGUCCUUAUUGUGAAUGUAAUGAAAACUCCCUGAGCACAAAUUCCUGUAAAAGCUCUCCAGAGCAGAGCUCCUGCAGCGGGAGAGGUGACUGUUACUGUGGACAGUGUAUUUGCCAUUUCUCAGUGUACGGAAAUAUUUAUGGACCAUACUGUGAAUGUGACAAUUUCUCUUGUGUGAGAUUUAAAGGAUUGCAAUGUGGAGGUAAUGGUGAUUGUGACUGUGGUGAAUGUGUAUGCCACAGGGGAUGGACUGGUGAAUAUUGUAACUGCACAACUGACAUUAACUCCUGUGUUUCUGAGGAUGGAAUACUGUGUAGUGGAAGAGGUGAAUGCAUUUGUGGAACAUGUGUUUGCACAAAUCCCGGGGCCUCAGGCAGCACAUGUGAAAGAUGCCCUACAUGUGGUGAUCCUUGUAGUUCCAAACGGAGCUGCAUAGAAUGUCAUUUGGCUUCUGAUGUCCAGUCAGAGGCAGAAUGCAAUGAAAAAUGUAGAUUAGUUGAUGCAACUGUCAACAGUGCAGAAGAUUUCUCAAAGGAUAAAUCUAUUCCCUGCUCGUUACAAGGGGAAAAUGAAUGUGUUACUACAUUUCUAAUGGCUACAGAUGAACAGGGAAGGACAAUCAUUCAUAGCAUUAAGCAGAAAGAUUGCCCACAGCCUCCAAACAUUCCAAUGAUAAUGUUGGGUGUUUCUCUUGCUAUCCUUUUGAUUGGCAUUGUUCUACUUUGUAUAUGGAAAUUGCUAGUUUCUUUUCAAGACCGAAAAGAGGUUGCCAAGUUUGAAGCAGAAAGAUCAAAGGCCAAAUGGCAAACGGGAACAAAUCCCCUGUACAGAGGCUCAACUACUACAUUUAAAAAUGUAACUUACAAGCACCAAGAAAAGUAAAAAGUGGACAUUACUGCAGAUUUCUAUUAGCACUUCAGACACUGGAAAAUUAGUUUUAAUGACAAGAAAUAUAAAAGCACUAUUUUGUUUUAUUUCUUUAUAACUGAUUACAUGGAUGGUUGUUAGCACAUCUUAGUGAUAUAAUUCAGUUAGAACAAAUAUAUUUUGUGUGUAUUGAAGGUACUGUAGAUAACUGCUGUAUGACUAAAAAUUAAGAGGAACGUUACAAAGAAACACAUUUAACAUUCAGACCCACAAAUUAGUCUUAAAGAAAAAAGCACUGAAGAUUUCUGUGGAAUUUGCUCCACAAAUAAAAUAAAAAUUCACCAUAAGUAAGCAUAUUCCUUAUAUGUGCAUCCAAUGAAGUGAGCUGUAGCUCACGAAAGCUUAUGCUCAAAUAAAUUUGUUAGUCUCUAAGGUGCCACAAAUACUCCUUUUCUUUUUGCACAUUUUGGUGAGUCUAACUUGUAUUUGCUAUUUAUGGUGAAUUUUACUUCACGUUGUUCACACUACAAUGCCCCACACAUGGUACAUACCCAAACACAAUCUGUCUACGCUAUUGGCUUACAUAAAAUAAAAGAGAUUAAUGCCAGCAGGGCUAGGAGGUCCUGAUGCCAAACUAUGGACCUGGAUCAGGACCCCAUAGCGAUUUCAUCAGAAACAACUGAAUUCAUAGCCUAGCUUACAUGGAUCCAAAACUUACAAAAAUAUCUCCUCAACCUCUUUGCCUUUCCCUCUUUCUUUGCCUGACUCCUUCCCUGCCCCUGAAUCUUCUCCCUUUGAUGUUUUACCUUUUUCCUUAAGGACCCAUCCUAAGGCACUGCCAAAAAUGAAUCCUGUUUAAACACAGCCAGAUCACUUCCUCCGAGUUCUACUGGAGAGGUUCUAGUAUAAAAUAGAAAUGCGUGUCAUCGUUCAGAAAACUCAAUAGAGCAGCUUUAAACCUGAAGAUGACCCUGAGGGUUUUGAAAAAUUUACCUCCUACGCAGAGAUCCCACACAAGGCCUAUACACCACUUAAUCCUAAUUAGGCUUGCAAGAUAUGCCUAGGAGCUGCACAGGCUAUUGUGCAAGCCCUUUACAUAGAAGAGAAUUUCAUACAUAAGGCACGGAUGUAAUUAUCAUGCCUAUAGUUUUGUGGAUAUCACACAAACAAAUGAUGAGAUUUUCCAUAGCAGCAGCAUAUUUUAACCUGCCAGUCCAUUUAUUCUAGUACAAGAGAAUAAAUUUGGCCCUUUUUUGCAGUUUUUUAAAAUAAUCAGGUUUCAGAGUAGCAGCCGUGUUCGUCUGUAUUCGCAAAAAGAAAAGGAGUACUUGUGGUACCUUAGAGACUAACAAAUUUAUUUGAGCAUAAGCUUUCAUGAGCUACAGAUGCAUCUGAUGAAGUGAGCUGUAGCUCACGAAAGCUUAUGCUCAAAUAAAUUUGUUAGUCUCUAAGGUGCCACAAGUAUUCCUUUUCUUUUUUCAAAAUAAGCAGUUAUUAAUUACUAAUUCCACUUGCUAUUCAUGGCAGUGACUUUAAUAAGGACCUUAAAAACUCAAUUUUUAACUAGAGUUGCUAACUACUUGCCAUAGACCCUUUGUCAAAAAUGCUGAUGGCAUGCGUAGUACUGAAAAAAACAGCUGAUGUGAUAACACGCAAAUAACACUAUCAAGAUUUUUUUUAGAGAGAAAAAAGUACUGUAUUGACCUAGAUAUUAGUUUCUUCUGAAAUGUUUUAACCUUCUGGAAUCCAUGGUAAAGAGAUUCAGAAUGCAAACUAUUUUUACAACAGAUACAUAUGCCAUCUGAAAAAAUAUUUUUUAAAAAACAUGUUAACCUAUUGACAGACUAACAAAAACUAUAUUUUUCUCUGCAUUAAACCAACAUUUUGAUCUAAAAAUCCUUGAAGGUGGCCAUUUUAAAAUAAAUAUUUAUUCCAACAGCCUGUUUAACUUUAAGCUUUUAUGUCCAUACAUUGCAAAUACAGGAUGUGGUGUGAAUUGAUUUAUUAUGUAGAUCUGACUCAAACCUGUUUUUCUGGGCCUGAUCCAAAAUCUACUGAAGUCAAUCGGUAAGGAUGGAUGAGCCCUUAAUGUCUGGAAAUACAUAAAAACAGAUGUCCAUUGUUCUGCGGUCAUCACCUCUCUCUAUUUGAAUUGCAGAAUAUCUUUUAAGCAGCUUGAAAUCAGUUCAAGUUGUUCUACCUCAGUAACCAGACUUCAAACUAAAUUCCAACACAUCAGAAUGAUGUAUACAUUGCUCUGAAACUUACAGCACAUGUAUUUUAUUUUAUUUGUUAAAAUCUCAGCUCUUUCCCCAAAAUAGUUAAAAUGGAACCUUGGGUAUUAGUUAAUGGAAGUUUUGUUUGUUUGUUCAGAUAGAAGCUGAUUAACACUAUUCAUUAGUGGAUUGGGACCUAUGAUAUAUAUAUAUUUGUGUUCAAAAAAACAUUUAAAACAUCUUUAGAAAUAAAGUGAGACAAUAUAACAGCAUGUGAAAUAAUUGCAGUGUGAAAAGCUUACUGUAAAUCUAAUCACUAGAACUGGAAUAAGUUAAUUAGGCAUCUGUACUUUUCACUAUUCUUUUACAACUCAUAGUGGAAUCUAUGCAUAGGCAGAGGGGCCAGAUCUGCAGUCCUUCCAUUCACUUAACUCAUAUUGAAGUCAGUGAAAGUUACAAAUAGCAUGAAAUCCUGCUUCCUUAACCACAUGAAUAGUUCCACUGAGCAAAAUAAUGGUUCCAUUGAAGUCAAUGAGAGUUUUGACAUUGACUUCAAAGGGGCCAGGAUUUUACCCACUGACUUCAGUAGGAUUAUUGCACAAGUAAGGAUAGUGGAAUUUGGACCAUGGAAAGAAUGUAAAGAUAAAAAGAUAUUACUUCUGUGUUUGGUUUUAAUGUAAAAGUAUCAAAUGGGAAUCAUUUUAAAAAGAUUAAAAAGCAUUUUCCAUUUGGUAUCUCAGUCUAAAGUAACCAAAUGCCUAUUGUUUUAUUAAACACCUUUUAAGUUGUAUUUCCAAAUGGCUGACUCAAUGGAUCAAUAAUAGCAAGCUGAGCCUUUCAUCGUUAGGUCACCAGUUUAUAUAUAGAACAGCUCUGUAGUGUUUGAAUGUUGUUACUCUCUGAACACUGUUCAGUAUUUCCUAAUGCACACACUGAACUACAGAAUUCAUUCAUCCCCUGGCAGGGAGCCCUGUCAAGCCUGAAGCACAUGGGCAACUCAGUGUGGUGAAGUGGGCUGCUUGUGCUGUACCAGUUCUGGGCCUAGACGUCUUCAUGGCUCUCAGUUGGGCACUUUUUGCCAGAAUGAAAAUCAAUCAACUACUUUUUAUAGUAAGAAUUCAUCAGAACAGAGAAAAUAGCCAGUCUUAUGGGUUAUUUACUGUUAUAAUUAAUCAUGUUUAUUAUAGUAGUGCCUAGAGAUCAAUCAAGAAUGGGCCGUAUUGUGUAAGUCACUAUACAAGAGUCCCUGCCCUGAAGAGCUUACAUUCUAUAGGAGACCUCUCAAAUACAGAUCACGCUGAAAGCUAUUUUUAAUUACAAUAUGUGCUGCAAGCUUCUCAGAGGUCAUACAGCGUAUUAUAAGAUGUUGAUCAGAGACGGUGGCAUUUUCUCCAACUCCAGGAGUGGGGUUUUUCCUUUUAGUUGGAUGAUAGAUACUUUUAGCAAACUUUUACAAUCCUUUUUUCUUUUUUCAAACUGAGUGUCUGUGUGGUGCGGGAGUGGGGAGCGGAGAGGAUGGAAAAGUCUUUUCUUUUUUUUUUUUUUUUUCUUUUUUUUUUUCUUUUUUUUGCUGUUGUCAUGGAUGAUGUUUUGACCUAAGGCUGGACCUGGGCAAAACAUUGUUAAUAGAUGUACUUCUGUUCAUUGAAGAAUUAAACUAAGUAAAUAAAAGAAUGUUCAUAACAUUUUUUUUUGUAUUUGUGUAUCUGACAUACAUUAAAAAUGUAAUUUAAGUAAGUUGUCUUGCAUGGAUAAUUGUCAUUUUGAUUUAGAAAAAUGUAUACAUGUACUGUGUGUCCAGAUUCCUUUUCCUAUGUAUGGCUUUUUCAAUUUCAGAAAACAACAUAAUACAGAAAAUAGGUAAUGAAUCCAGGAGUCAAAUGUCAGGGCAGUACUCUUUGUGUAUUGUGUAUAGUAAUACAGAGGGCCAAAUCCUGCCUCUUCCUCUCUGAGUAUGGAGUGCCCUUAACCACCUAAGUCAGACCAGUUCUCUCAGAGGAGAAAAGGAGGGCAGGAUUUGGGAUACAGAGGGUCCACACUUCCUACAAGCUAUGAAGCUGUAUUCCGCUAUAUCUCACUGACUCCCAGCAGGAUAAAUCAGGAGAGGGCCAAAGGAUCCACAAGUACAUAGAUCCAGUCAACCAUUUUCCUCUAUAGAAGGGAGAAUGGUAAGGGAGCCCAAGGUAAGGCAGUCUGGCUGCUGUAGUCUUGAGGUUGUAGUAGCAGUUCUGGUGGACUCUGUGGCUUCAAGUGAGAGGAUUCCUGCCCUCCAACACCCUGAGGAAAUACCCAGUGUACAGCCAGGCUACUCGGAUUGUAAGCUACUUCCAGGAAUUGGGCUAUGAGUUUUACCUGCUAAAAAUCUGUGAUAUUCAUCAUAUGUUCCUAGAGGCAAAUCUCACACUGACACCAAUGAGAACUGAGGUAGGACUAGGGACCAAGCAUCAAGGAGCUGAAAUAUCUGCAAUUAUCUGCAGACUGGGAAAAGAUUUGCAGAAACAGCACUAUCCGCCUCUCCCUGAAGGCCCUCACAGACUUACAGCUCCGUGGUUUCAGAGGGAUUGGUGGGACAGGGUGGGUGGAUGAAGCUGGGAGGAGUAGCUAUUCUACAAAGCAUCCUCCUCCUCAAAACCCAUAGAGAUUUAAUCUCAUAAAAUAAUGCCAAUCCUUAUCUUACAUAGAAACCCUCUGUGAUGAGAAACCUGCUGUUGGAGUGUUUGGAGUCAGCCAUACAACGUAAUCCAAAAAGUGCAGUGUGAGGUGAAUUUUUUUUCCUUAAUGCUGCACAGCUCUGCAUAUUUGCCCUGAGUUCUGAGUACAAAGCCACACUUCCCGUAUGCCUAUCAAGCCGAACUCCCCAGCUUGUUUUACAGUAGGCGGAAGGCGAACAUUGUCCGAGUGGAAUGAUCACACAGAAGCUACGUGAAUAAAACCUGAAAGAACCCAUUUGUUCCUCCAUUCCUCUACAGGGUAGUGUAACUCCCUCUGAAUUUUCCUUCCGUAAGGAGAGAAUUAUUUAAUCUUGAGUAAGGACUGCAAAUUUUUUUGUUUAUUUGUUGGUUCAAGUGUAUUUACAGCAAAUUAUUUUUUCUCUAAAUCUUUUUGUGGGUCAGCCUGUCCUUAUCUGAUGCUUCAUGUCAUUUGAUUAUUCCUAGCAACUCCCUCAUGCUUCCAUAAUUUGUUCUGCUGAAAUUCAUUGUUUUUAUUUAACAUCUUUGUUUGCUCUGUUGUGCCCCAUAGUUUAUGAUGUUGCUUUCUUUAUGAGGUGUAAUAUGACUAGACGGUCUCCAGUCUUCUGUUUGUAAUCUAUUUAUUUUUCAAGAGGCUCUUAAGUAAAUGAAUAAGCUUUAUAUUCAAUCUGUUUUUCCAAAAUAUGAUGUGAUUAUGUAUGAGAGGGUUAUAUAGAGUGAUUCCUAAAGUGCACAACAUGCUUACAGCUAAGGGUCUUCCAUUAAUCAUUAUAAUAACUAUUUUACUUCUCUUUGAAGCUACAGGGCAAAAUUCAUAUUUUCUAUUUUAUCUGUCGGGUACUUCUCCUUUUUCUGUUCUAAUGAAAAUUCAUAUAUAUAUUGUUGUCCUAUUUGUUAAUAUCCUGCUGUGAGGAAGAGAGCAUUGCUCUAUAUCAUUGAUAGAACUAUAUUGCCAGUUUAUCAUAUUUCCCAGGUGCAAAAUGAGAAAAUGUGCUCUUAUAUUUCACAGUGGGAUAUGACAGUUGAAAUUGAUUUGAUUCUUUAGCAUGUAUCUCAUGGUGCAUAAUUUAUAGCAGAUUCUACCUACACCAACUCUCUAUAAAUCUUUAUUUUCUUGAUUCUCAGAAUGGUCCAUACUUUGAAACUUUUCUUCUCUCUUUUCAUUGUGGUUCAUAUUGGCGAAGAUUGAGAGAUAUCAAGAAAAGGACAAAUGACACAUGUCUAGCAUGAUAAAAAAGCAUGAACUUGCCAAAGAUUCUAGGAAGUUGAUAACUUUUUAUUUUAAAGUUUGCCCCAAUCUGAACUUUUAUCAAUAAGAAUUCAAGAGGGCAGAUAUGAAC